This is a messenger RNA of Adineta steineri, 801 nucleotides long. The record is from the annotation of a GenBank genome assembly. Lineage: Eukaryota; Metazoa; Rotifera; Eurotatoria; Adinetida; Adinetidae.
AUGGAUGAUAUAUCAACAAAUAAUCAUAAAAAUACAAUUGCCAAUGAUAUUGAUGAUCAACAAAUCUUAAAACGAAAUAUAUCUAAAGUACCAAUAACACUUAAUAUUCGUUAUAAAACUCAAACAUUUCCAGUUGAAUGUGAUUUAUAUGAUACAUUAAAAGAUCUUAAAGAAAAAAUUGAUAAAUUAACAGAUGUUGAUCCACAAGUACAAAAAUUAGUUAAUAAAUCAAUUACAAGUGUUAAACGUGAUGAUAUAACAACAACAUUAAAAGAUUUGAAUAUAACGGAUGGACAAACAUUAUUAUUAGUUGGUGCAACUCGAUCAGAAAUUUUAUCAACUAGUCAAGUAAAUAUUCCUUCAAGUGGAAAUAAAGAUUCGAAUGAUGAUCAUGCAUCACCAACCAAUAAAAAAGAACCAUUAUGUAAACAAACAAAACAUGAAAAAGUAUUAAAAGCUGGUAAACCAGAUAAUGUUCAAAUGGGUAUUCGUAAUAAACAUGAUCCAUUACCACAAUCAAUUGAUGGUUUACUUAUGUCAAUGUUAAGUCAUUCAGCUAAAAAAGCACGUUUAACAUUUAAACUUGAAGUUGAUGAAUUAUGGAUCAAUACAGCGGAAACAACAAAAAAAAUCCCAAUGACACAUAUACGUAAUAUUGUUGAUGAACCAAUUGAAGGUAAUGAAGGUUAUUCAAUUGUUGGCUUCCAAACUGGCACAACAGAAAAUUCGAUCAUAUGGAUCUAUUGGUGUCCAUCACAAUAUGUUAAAUCAAUUCGUCGUGAAAUUCUUUCUGAUCAUUAA